This is a messenger RNA of Penicillium argentinense, 1401 nucleotides long. RefSeq names its product mRNA splicing protein SLU7 (gene slu7). Gene Ontology annotation, biological process: mRNA splicing, via spliceosome. Gene Ontology annotation, molecular function: pre-mRNA 3'-splice site binding. The record is from RefSeq and is a predicted model, not a curated record. Bases 1 to 1401 code for a protein of 466 amino acids. Gene Ontology annotation, cellular component: spliceosomal complex. NCBI's taxonomy places the organism in Eukaryota, Fungi, Ascomycota, Eurotiomycetes, Eurotiales, Aspergillaceae. The transcript has a single exon.
AUGUCUUCUCGCAAGCCAGCCGAUGUGGCGUCGAAGGAACGCAACGAAUACAUCCCGUCCUUCAUCUCGAAGAAGCCGUUCUACAUCGACGACGACCAGGACACCGACUACCUCGAGCAUCAACGUCUACACAAAACUACUCAGGAUCAGUCAAAAUGGUACGACCGAGGAAAGCGCGCAGGCCCGGCCGCGACCAAGUACCGAAAAGGCGCAUGCGAAAACUGCGGUGCAAUGACACACAAAGUCAAGGACUGCCUAAGUCGCCCGCGAAAGCAAGGCGCCAGAUGGACUGGCAAAGAUAUCCAGGCCGAUGAAGUGCUUCAGAAGGUAGACAUGGGAUGGGAUGCCAAGCGAGACAGGUGGAAUGGUUAUGACGCCAGUGAAUUUCGCAAAGUUGUCGACGAUUACGCAGAGAAGGAGACCGUCCAGCGUUCAUUGAAAGAAAGCCACGAUCUUAAAAAACUCAUGGACGCGGAGGAGGGCGAUGGUGACCAAGAGGAUAUUCGUUAUGCUGAAGAAUCCGACAUGGGUCGUCAACAGAGCACCGCCACGCGCAACCUUCGUAUUCGCGAGGAUACCGCCAAAUAUCUCCUGAAUCUUGAUCUUGAUUCCGCUAAGUACGAUCCCAAAACACGACGAAUGGUGGACAUGGGUGCGCAAGAAGACCAGGCGUCUGCAUUAGUCGCAGAGGAGAACUUCGUCCGGGCUUCUGGCGAUGCAGCCGAAUUUGAGAAAGCGCAGCAGUAUGCAUGGGAAUCUCAAGAGAAAGGUCUUCCCCAGAUUCACCUACAAGCCAACCCGACAUCAGGCGAGGUCCUGCGGAAGAAAGAAAGGGAGGAGAGUGAAGCCAAGCGCGAGGCGCAGCGCAAGGCUCUCUUGGAGAAGUACGGAGGCAGUGAGCAUUUGCAGCCGAAUACACUACGCGAUGCCGCUGUCGUCGAAAACGAGCGUUUUGUGGAAUACGAUGAGAGUGGUGCGAUCAAGGGUGCCCCCAAGAAUGCUACCAAGUCCAAGUAUCCCGAGGAUAUCAAGAUCAACAACCAUACAUCAGUAUGGGGCAGUUGGUGGUAUGAUUUCCAAUGGGGCUAUGCUUGCUGUUUCUCUACUGUAAAGAACAGUUAUUGCACUGGUGAAGACGGGAAAAAGGCAUUUGAAGAAGAGGGCAACAUGUUGAUGAUUGAGGAAGCAGAUGGCAACCAAGAUGAGCCAUCACAAGAAGUUGAAGAUCGUCAGCCCGAAUCUACAAGCCGUCAGGGUCAACAGGAUGACGCGGGAGCUAAUGGGAAAAAGCGAACAUUGGAGGAACUGCGAUCUGGGAUUACAGAGGAGGAAAUCGAUUCUUAUAAGCGGAGUCGACUCUCCGCUGAUGAUCCGAUGGCCAAAUUCAUUGGCAAGGACUGA